Molecule: messenger RNA, 531 nt
Organism: Acanthocheilonema viteae
Lineage: Eukaryota; Metazoa; Nematoda; Chromadorea; Rhabditida; Onchocercidae
Source: the annotation of a GenBank genome assembly
AUGAGUCAAAGCGAAGAAAUCGGAUUCGCCUGUCCCGGAAAUCAGAUAGCCAUUGGUGGAUUGUGUCAUCCAUUUGCUCGGUUGGGUGAAGCAUGCAUGUACAGUGAGCAAUGUAUCGAUAGAUGGUAUCCAUCACUUAUUUGUGCCAAUGGUCAUUGUAUGAUCCGAAUGGAUGACGAUACUUCAGAGCCAACAUGCCAAGAUCGUCGUGCACACGUAGAAUAUAUGAAUGGUACGGUGAAAAAUUGUUUAUAUUGGCCUUGUACGGUUGGUUAUUUUUGCGAAUACAAUGAAUACUAUAAUGGCGGACAGUAUAUUUGCUGUGGUACCAAUGCGAACGACAUUUAUGGUUUGAUUUAUCAAAAUUGUUUAAAAGAAUUGCAAGUGAAAGGUAAAGUAAAAGUUUAUCCGGGUACCAAAAAGCCAUUACACUGUUCUGCAGCUGACAGCUGUACAUUUUUGGACACACCAAAUUGUGUCAUGUCGUAUCGAUAUGGUUACAAAGUUUGUUGCUCAACUAUAAAUUGUUGA